Molecule: messenger RNA, 607 nt
Organism: Amphimedon queenslandica
Lineage: Eukaryota; Metazoa; Porifera; Demospongiae; Haplosclerida; Niphatidae
Product: ATPase family AAA domain-containing protein 2B-like
Exons: 3
Biological process (GO): nucleosome disassembly; transcription initiation-coupled chromatin remodeling; nucleosome assembly
Cellular component (GO): nucleus
Molecular function (GO): chromatin binding; histone binding; ATP hydrolysis activity
Source: RefSeq, a predicted model, not a curated record
GAUGAGCUAGAGCCUUAUGAGAAGCUCUUAUCUCCUCUUGCCAAAAGACGUUACAGACCAACAAUGACUCACUACUCUCUCAGAGGACUUCAAACCGAAGACUCAGCCACUGCUACAUCAGUUGUUGAGGAGUCGCCUCAUAAGAAGCAGAAGAAUAAGAGAAGGAAGCACUCGUUCAGUUAUCACAGAUCAACUGGCAAUGGGCCCUCUGCUUAUCAAGUACAGAGACACAGGCCAAGCACUCUGAGACACAAAACACAUCAGGGGUCCAGUACCUCCAGUAGUGAUGAAGACUCAGACGAGGCUCGAUUCAAGCGUCGUAAGAAGAGAAGCAUGAAGAGGUCCCGCUCCGAGUGCCUCCCAAUGAACUUCACACAAGACGACAUCACAACAGGACCAACAAGAGACAGAGUAGCCAUAGGAGCCAGUCUAGCUGACAUCAACCCAAUGACUAUUGAUAGGGACACUAACUUUAAUAGCAUUGGGGGACUAACUGGGCAUAUUAGGUCACUGAAGGAGAUGAUUGUGUUUCCUCUUCUUUAUCCGGAGGUGUUUGAGACAUUUCAUAUAUCACCUCCUCGUGGGGUUCUGUUUCACGGACCACCUG